UCCAGCCGCAACACUGCAGCAAUGGCAGGAAAUGUGCUGCUCGCCGUGCUGUCCGUCGCUGCGCUGCUGACGUCCGCUCAUGGGACGAACCUCUCGCUUAACAAGCAAGUGAAGGGCAACUAUCCGGCUUGUUCAGUCCCGUCUGGUCCCUUCGUAAACCCUACCGACUGCACAACGUACUACCAAUGCAUUGGGGAUGGCAUCGUCUUAGUGCGGCCCUGCCCAUCUGGACUCCACUUCAACCGCAAAACCGCCCAGUGCGAUUACCCAGAGAAUGCUAAGUGUGAAGUAUCCUCUUCUUCUGACGGAGCGGGCACAUCAGCCAACAAUGAGACACCCAGUGGCUCUUCUUCUUUACCUGAAUGUCCUUACCCUGCUGAUCCAAAUGUUGUUGUCCAUUUUCCCAAUCCUGAGGACUGCAGCAGCUUCUAUAAGUGUGGUCUCGAUGGAAAACCGGUGUUGAUACCCUGCCCAGCAGGUCUCGAGUGGAAUGACGAAGCAGACGCCUGCGACUACCCCGAAUCUGCCGGCUGCAGCGUCUCUUCUGGUGGCAGUGGCAGUGGGGGCAAACCAGCCGGUAACUCUAAUACUCCUCCACCUGAAUGUCCCUUUCCCGCCGAUCCAGUGAAUGUUGUACAGUUUCCCAACCCUGACAACUGCAGCACCUUCUACAAGUGUAGCCUCGAAGGAGAACCUGUCCUGAUUGCGUGUCCAGAAGGUCUAGAAUACAAUGCUGAGGCUCAGGUGUGUGACUACCCUGCGUCUGCUGGCUGCAGCGUCUCUUCUGGUAAAAGUGGCAGCGCAAGCAAACUAACAAGAAGGUCAAAUACUCCGCCACCUGAAUGCCCCUUCCCCGCCGAUCCAGAGAAUGUCGUGCAGUUUCCAAACCCUGAUGACUGCAGUACCUUCUACAAGUGCGACCUCGAUGGAACUGCAGUGCUGCAAGAUUGCCCAGCUGGCCUCGAAUACAAUGCUGAGACUCAGGUGUGUGACUACCCUGCGUCUGCUGGCUGCAGCGUCUCUUCUGGUAAAAGUGGCAGCGCAAGCAAACUAACCAGGUCAAAUACCCCUCCACCUGAAUGCCCCUUCCCCGCCGAUCCAGUAAAUGUUGUACAGUUUCCCAACCCUGACAACUGCAGCACCUUCUACAAGUGUAGCCUCGAAGGAGAACCUGUCCUGAUCGCGUGUCCAGAAGGCCUCGAGUACAAUGCUGAGGCUCAGGUGUGUGACUACCCUGCGUCUGCUGGCUGCAGCGUCUCUUCUGGUAAAAGUGACAGUGCAGGCAAACUCACCAGGUCAAAUACCCCUCCACCUGAAUGCCCCUUCCCCGCCGAUCCAGUAAAUGUUGUACAGUUUCCCAAUCCUGACAACUGCAGCACCUUCUACAAGUGCAGCCUCGACGGAGAACCUGUCCUGAUCGCAUGUCCAGAAGGACUCGAGUACAAUGCUGAGGCUCAGGUGUGUGACUACCCUGCAUCUGCUGGCUGCAGCGUCUCUUCUGGUAACAGUGGCAGCGCAAGCAAACCAGCUGGGACAUCAAACACUCCUCCACCUGAAUGUCCCUACCCUGCUGACCCUAAUGUUGUAGUCCAUUUCCCCAACCCCGAUGAUUGUAGCUCCUUCUACAAGUGCGGCCUCGAUGGAAUACCUGUGCUGAUCCCCUGCCCAGAUGGCCUCGAGUGGAAUGACGAAGCAGAUUAUUGUGACUACCCCGAAUCUGCUGGCUGCAGCGUCUCUUCUGGUAACAGUGGUAGUGUGGGCAUACCAGCCGGAAACUCGAAGACUCCGCCACCUGAAUGUCCCUCUCCCGCCGACCCAGAAAAUGUCGUGCAGUUUCCAAACCCUGAUGACUGCAGUACCUUCUACAAGUGCGACCUCGAUGGAACUGCAGUGCUGCAAGAUUGCCCACCUGGCCUCGAAUACAAUGCUGAGACUCAGGUGUGUGACUACCCUGCGUCUGCUGGCUGUAGCGUCUCUUCUGGUAAAAGUGACAGUGCAAGCAAACUCACCAGGUCAAAUACCCCUCCACCCGAAUGCCCCUUCCCCGCCGAUCCAGUAAAUGUUGUACAGUUUCCCAAUCCUGACAACUGCAGCACCUUCUACAAGUGCAGCCUCGACGGAGAACCUGUCCUGAUCGCAUGUCCAGAAGGCCUCGAGUACAAUGCUGAGGCUCAGGUGUGUGACUACCCUGCAUCUGCUGGCUGCAGCGUCUCUUCUGGUAACAGUGGCAGCGCAAGCAAACCAGCUGGGACAUCAAACACUCCUCCACCUGAAUGUCCCUACCCUGCUGACCCUAAUGUUGUAGUCCAUUUCCCCAACCCCGAUGAUUGUAGCUCCUUCUACAAGUGCGGCCUCGAUGGAAUACCCGUGCUGAUCCCCUGCCCAGAUGGCCUCGAGUGGAAUGACGAAGCAGAUUAUUGUGACUACCCCGAAUCUGCUGGCUGCAGCGUCUCUUCUGGUAACAGUGGUAGCGUGGGCAUACCAGCCGGAAACUCGAAGACUCCGCCACCUGAAUGUCCCUCUCCCGCCGACCCAGAAAAUGUCGUGCAGUUUCCAAACCCUGAUGACUGCAGUACCUUCUACAAGUGCGACCUCGAUGGAACUGCAGUGCUGCAAGAUUGCCCACCUGGCCUCGAAUACAAUGCUGAGGCUCAGGUGUGUGACUACCCUGCGUCUGCUGGCUGCUCUGUAGCCAAGAAAUGAAUCUGUAAAAGCUGUUAUUUUCUGUGAUACCACAUGCUGACUUUUCUUUGGGGUACUAUUUUAUGAAUAAAAUAAAUUGUUUGACGCAUUCA
This is a messenger RNA of Schistocerca nitens (vagrant locust), 2795 nucleotides long. RefSeq names its product balbiani ring protein 3-like. Gene Ontology annotation, molecular function: chitin binding. The coding region runs from base 22 to 2703 and encodes 893 amino acids. The transcript has 3 exons. NCBI's taxonomy places the organism in Eukaryota, Metazoa, Arthropoda, Insecta, Orthoptera, Acrididae. Gene Ontology annotation, cellular component: extracellular region. The record is from RefSeq and is a predicted model, not a curated record.